Molecule: messenger RNA, 2720 nt
Organism: Nanorana parkeri
Lineage: Eukaryota; Metazoa; Chordata; Amphibia; Anura; Dicroglossidae
Gene: THNSL1
Product: threonine synthase like 1
Exons: 2
Coding region: 80-2284 (734 amino acids)
Biological process (GO): amino acid metabolic process
Cellular component (GO): cytoplasm
Molecular function (GO): pyridoxal phosphate binding
Source: RefSeq, a predicted model, not a curated record
GUUGCUGUCAGUGCACAUGUAAACAGCCUGGUCUCUGCAGAUCUCACAUCAAGUUUACACAUCUAACCCUGCAACACUAAUGGCAGGUGCCCGCCUUUUUAACCAACAUUCCAGGAAUAAAAUGUCCCACAUACUAUUUUCAAAGCCUGCAGGACAUUCCAGACUGCUGAGGUUAUGGCUUUCCACCCUCAGUUCCCUUGUAGGAGAAAAGAAUCUUAUCUUGAUGGGUCCUCCAGGGUCCGGGAAGACCUCAGUUGGUAAAGUUCUUGGCCACAAGCUGGGUUGUCCCGUUAUAGACGUGGAUGACGACGUCCUUGAAAAAGACUGGAGAAUGAGUGUGUCCAAUAAAUUGCAGGAAGUUGGUGAUGAGCAAUUUUUAGAAGAGGAAGGAAAAGCCCUUUUAAAGUUUUCAGCAUCUGGAAGUGUGAUUUCCCUUACGGGGUCCAACCCUCUUCACACUAGCAGCAUGGAACACACAAAGAAAAAUGGCUUAGUUGUUUAUCUUGAUGUCAAUUCACAGGAUAUAGUUGAGAGGCUCGAAGGAAUGAAAGUGGAUCGUAUUGUUGGGCAAAAGUCUGGAGCUACAAUUGGCGACAUACUUCAGAAAAGGAAGCAUUUUUAUAACAAGUGGCAUGAUGUGCGUGUACUCUGCCAAACAGGAGAUACUGUAGAAGUUUUGGCUGAAAAAGUAAUUGACGCAGUCAAAAAAUAUCAAAAUGUAGACUCUGAUAUUUUUGUUUCUACAAGGUCCGAAAGUUGUGAAGCUGAAGUGAGCCAAGACAAAGCAAAAUUCUUCAGUGACGUCGUCAUUGAGGGUUUAGCUGCUGAUGGUGGACUCUAUGUUCCCAAAAAUGGCCUACCAAGACUCACUGCUGGCGAGUGGGGAAGAUUGGUUAAGUCAACCUAUGCAGAAAGGGCAAUGAUAAUACUGGAAAGGUGCAUCCACCCAGCUGAUGUCCCCGCUGUUGUUUUAGGAGAAAUCAUUGAAAAGGCCUAUGGUGAAAACUUUGCUUGUAGCAAAAUUGCCCCCAUCAGGCAUUUGUCUGGCAAUCAGUUCAUCCUCGAACUCUUUCAUGGACCUACCGCUUCUUUCAAAGACUUGGCCUUGCAGUUUAUGCCUCACUUGUUUGCCUAUUGCGUCCCCAAAACAUGUAACUAUCUAGUCCUUGUGGCUACUUCUGGAGACACAGGUAGUGCUGUUCUGGACGGGUUUAGCCGCCUCAGUGACCUUGACAGGCGAAGAUUGGCAGUCUUCUGUCUCUUCCCUGAAAAUGGUAUAAGCCAGGUACAAAAAUCACAAAUUCUUGCUUGUCAGGGAGACAAUGGGUUGGCACUGGGAGUGAAAUCUGAUUUCGAUUUCUGUCAGAGUGCAAUAAAAGGCAUAUGCACCAAUCCCGAUUACACCGGCUUUCUUACAGCUGAGUAUGGAACUACUCUGAGUACUGCUAAUUCUAUCAACUGGGCCCGGUUGCUGCCUCAAGUUGUGUACCACGCAUCUGCCUAUCUUGAUCUAGUUAAUCAGGGUGUUAUAACUUUUGGGAGCCCAGUUGACCUAUGUAUUCCCACCGGUAACUUUGGCAACAUACUUGCUGCCGUUUAUGCAAAACAGUUGGGGAUACCCAUUCGAAAAUUCAUCUGUGCCUCCAAUCAAAACCACAUUUUGACUGAUUUUAUAAAAACAGGUCAGUACGAUCUCAGGGGUCGGACAUUACUGCCAUCCAACUCGCCAGCAAUUGAUAUUCUUAAGUCGUCAAACUUGGAGAGGUAUUUACAUCUUAUCUCUAACCAGGACGGUGAACUUAUUAAGAAACUCUAUGGUCAUCUAGAAAGUCAAGGUCAUUUUCAGCUGCCGGAUAAUUUAUUCAAGCAUCUCCAGAAGGACUUUAUUGGCAGUUGGUGUUCCGAGGCAGACUGCUUGUCCGCAAUCCACUCUGUGCAUGCAGCGAGCGGAUAUAUCAUGGACACACACACAGCAGUUGCCAAAGUUGUGGCCGACAGAGUACAAGACCGUACUUGCCCAGUUAUCAUCUCAUGUACAGCUCAUUAUUCUAAGUUUGCACCUGUUAUUUUGCAAGCUUUGAGGAUUGAACAAAUUAAGCAAAGCCCAUUAAGCCAGCUUCAUGUGUUAAAUUCCUUCCGUCCCUUGCCUCCCGCUCACAAGGCACUCUUAACAAUGCUUAAAGACAGGGAGUCUCAUAAGAACCGUGUUUGUGAGGCUGAUUCAAACCUUAUUAUGGACCACAUCGAAAAUUACCUCCAAAAACUAUUCUUGAAGGUUUACUAGCGGUCAUGGCAGCUAUAAUCUUUCCUGCAAAGAUUUCUCCUUGACAAGCCAGUCAUUUCAUUUCAUAGAAUAAGAAAACAAUAGCCAAAAAUGUUAUACUCGAGCAGAUUAGGAAAAUGAGAAAAACAUCAAAAUGUUUCAGGAAAGCCAUUUCAAUGCUAAUUUUAAAAAGGAAAGACCUUCAUACAAACGGGCUAAAAUUAGGUUUGGAAAAUGAUUAAUGUCAUGUUUUUUUGCUCAGAAGGCAUUGUGAGUUGUAGGAAAACAAGUCAUGUCUCUAACUGCCAGAGGAUGAUGACAAAACUGAUGGUGUUUCCUUUAUGGUCUGUUAUGUUGCUAUGAUCACAGCCCGUGGACUGUUCUGAAUGCGUAAUCCGGACCUAAGUGGUAUGAAUGACACCACACCCUUUUACCGGUCAUUUAUAGAAAUGCCUAU